This is a messenger RNA of Porites lobata, 10210 nucleotides long. NCBI's taxonomy places the organism in Eukaryota, Metazoa, Cnidaria, Anthozoa, Scleractinia, Poritidae. The record is from the annotation of a GenBank genome assembly.
UUGGGGUAUUAAGUUCCUUUCGCAUCGUUUACCGUUCGAUUUUCACGCCCAAGAAAUUAGUAAACAUUUUUAAAAACGAAGAAAAUUAGACAGAGACCUAAUGAAAUUGUCUUCGUUUUAAUACAAGCACAAACCUGUAUUACCGGUAAGCUUCUUGAUCAGCCUCCCCCCCUCCCACAAACCUGUCAAGAUAUGCAGCUUUAUAGUGUGAUAUAAUGUGUCACAUCAUGCAUAAAAUAGCAUGCUCACUUUGUGGACGGGUGCUUCACACGCCUUUGAUUUCAAGGUACGUUUCUGGCUUUUCUACGUUCUGUUUUCGCCUUCUAAGACUUUUGUAUCGAGCAAUCACGUUUAAUUGCGUCAGUGUUAUGGUUUGAAGGCCCUAAAAGUUGGUUAAGCGGCAUAUAAUCAAACUGAGAUCUUGAUAGUUAUUCAUCUAUUACGUAGUUGAAUAUAGCGAUUACAGAGCAAAUACUGAGGCAAAGUUAAGUCCAAAUAUGCCUAAAAACGCCGAGAGUUUGGUAACCUCGUUAAAACACAAUGUAUUCACAUGCUUGCUUUCAAACAAUUUCAGCUUUAAAAUAUGGUUUGUAGAUUUUAAAGACCUCAGAAUCAGAUGAUAUUACGACAGGAAGGUUAAAUCAGUCGAACGACUUGACACUAGUUGCUCUUGUUUGACUCCCAGCUCUUUGAGGGUCACGGAAUCACAUUCCUGUAGAGCGCGUUCAAACAAACCCAGUAGUCUAAUCAUACUUCUUAAAAUCAACUUUUCUAUUCUGCUGUAGCAAAUUAUCGUUUCUGAAUGGGUCGUAAGAUAGUGUUAGCAUACAUGUGAAAUAUAUUUUCAUGCAAAUUGUUCGUAUUAUAAUGUAUUGUGAAUAAUUUCCACGUUGAAGAUGAAUAAUGAUCAUGUUGACAAAGGGCUCUUGUUAUUUCUUAAUUAUAUUUUCGCCGUAUCGUUGGAUUUCUUCUCUCUAAUUGCAGUCAAUUUCGAAGUUGUAUUGGUAGUUGCUCUAAUUUUGCUAGCAUCGUUUAAUUUUCUUUCGUGACCUAUUUCGUAAUGACAUACGUAGGACACACUAUGUUUGUUUAUUUACGCGUGCAAUUCUAAUGUUCGCUGAAGAAUUAAACUUGAUUUAAAUUCCUAAUUUCUUGUCUCGCGCAAAUUACUACUUUCCCCAAGACUGGCGCUCGGUCAGCGUUGUCGUUGUGUGAUCUCGUUUUGAUAAAACGGGUUGAGGCGUCAUUGAAUCAAGUAAUGUUUUAGUUUUAACUAUAAAGGAUUUAAGGCUUGAGUUUUGUAGAGUCGUAUUAUUGAUGGCCUAGUGACCAUGCAUUGAAUACUAAAUAUUUCAAAAGCAAGUAUUUUCUUCCGUUUGAAGGGAAAUGCAUCGGAAGUUAUGCGAAUUAUAUGACAUAACCAUUUUCCUGUAGUGGCAACUGCAGACCUUGACCACAAGGCUCUGACCACAAGGUUUAAAUUCCGCCUUGUGUAAUAUCCAAGAGUGAGAAGAUUUCUAAGAAUAGCCAAUUUCUAACAGUCGCUAGUUUUCCUUUGUGUCUACGUCUAAGACUGUAGACUGCUUUAAAUCGGUCUUUUUAGGAGUAUUGUAUCGAAACAUUUGACAAUUGUGACUUGAAAGAUGCUUUGAUUUUGUCCUAAUGGGUUUUACUCUAAGAUCACUUUGUGUUAUACGGUCUUAGUUGAGACUUGACAGCCAACGAGUGUGUCAUUUUUCAUCAUAGUUGGCCAGAAUUAUAUGCCCCAUCACGUUUUAUCGUAUAAUCCUGGUAACAAACUAUGACUAAGCGGAAACCAUUACUUUCAACGCAUUUUAUCGAACACUUGUUUGAAACAUAAUAUAGACUGUCACUCCUGAGGUCAUCGUUAAAUGCGAUUUGCACAAAGCACACAAAGCACACAAAGCUCAAUGACGUGAAAAUAUGUGGUUUUUAAAACAGUAUCGAUUUCUAAAGCGUAUUCCUCUCCAUGCGCUCUAUUUUAGUGAAUGUACGAACAUUUCUAUCGCUAUCCGGCUUGCAGCUGAAUAGGAGAUACUUGGCUUAAACUUGGCGAUUUCCUUUGGAGAAAUUUAUAAACCAAUAUACCCUUUUGUCACGUGCAAGUUUGAAUGGCUCUGAAAGACUCUCGUGUUGUAAAAUUUUGCGGCAAACCCUGCUUUCCUUUAUUAAUGUCAUUUGUUACAGGGGACACAGGUUACGCAAUUUUUGGCGAUACACCGUGGCCGUCCGAAAUUUUCUCCAGAUCAGACUUCAUCGUUUCAUCACGGCCACACUGCGAAGAUUAUUCUCGAGUAUUCUGCCGGGGCACCCAACGACGGUUUCCUCCUAAAUACAUUGAAAUUACUAUUUAGGCUAUCCAGAGUACUUUCAGAUGUCGAGACUGAUGCAUUCUAAGUAGCGCUAUAAAAUCUGUAUCUGUUCGGUCAUCCUAGGGGAACUUGAGUCAGUUUCGAAAUUACAAGGGCUUGAGUAGUGUUUUCCCGAAAAUUUUAGAUGCAAUUUGAAGUAUUACGAAAGUGAGACAUUUUCUGAUUUCUCUCUCCAUUGCAUUUUUGAGUCCGAAAAUUUUAGGUUUCCUUUUCUCCACGAAAAAUAGCCUAACUAGGAAGUGAAAUGUGAAAAUUAAACUUUAGAAAAUCGUAGGGAAUUUAUUAGAUAAGCUUCGAAAAUUGUACAUGAGUGGAACGUUCAUCUAGAAAUUUUUAGCAGUACUCAAGUAAUAGAAAAUUCUUGGCAAUAUUUGCUUCUUCAAACAGAUAUUCACAGAAAACAGUCGUUGAGUGCUCCUGAAUCUGCAUCACACGGUCAUACAAUGUACUAAAUAUAAAAACUUAUAUUAGGAACGAAACAGCACGUGAAACGUCCUUCAAGAUAUCCCACAGCCCUGUCCGUUUAUUGCUUUCCUUCCAGUAUUUCUUCUCAUGCGAGCCUUUUGAAGUGGGUUUUAGAUAUUUUAGUCACCUUUAUAAUCUACUCAGUGAUAUUGUCUAAAAUUGCUUCGUGACUAUUGUCCUUAAGUAGCAUAGUUUUUCCUUUACUCAUUAUUAAUAUCACAAACUUUUGAAAAUGAGAAAUCUUUAGCGCGGCGGGAAGCGAAAUCGAAAUCUAGAAUUUACUGAGAAAUAUUAGGACUCGUAAGGUAUCUAGUAUCCAUGGAACAAGGUAUGGAUGUAACCUGAAACUUUUCGUUAAAAAAAUUUUAUCUCUGUACUAAAUCUCUCUGACUGUCUUUUCGUAAUUGCAAUAUAACUUAUGAUUGCAAAUAAAAAGGAAAAAGGGAAGCUUGGCAAUAUACAGUGGGUCCUGAAUAUUUCAACAACUACGUAUUGGAGGAACCGACUUUGAAACUGUGAUCAUGAAGAUUGUCUGGUUGCUAAAAAUAGCUCGAUCAGUAUUUCAUCUUUUUGUUGUUGGAACACAAUACAGCUAUAUAACUUUCCACAUCCAUCAUCUGUUAAAUUCUUGUUAAGUUACUCAGUCAAAUUUGUCGUUGCACUGACGAUUUUUGAAAGUUUACCAAAAUCCUUCUUUUGAACGGACAUUUGUUGGUCACAUUCUAGAGUGGAGACAUGCCACAACGUAUCGCAUUUUUUCACCCGGGUGCCACAAGGUUUGCACUGAACUAUUUCAACAUUUUAGAGACACUCUUGACACCCAAUGAAGAAACUCUUUGCAUUUUGCCUUAAUUUUUGUAUAAUACAAAAUUUUGUUAACUCUUGGUGACUUGUAACUGGAAAGUCCCCCCUCCACAUAGUUUCUCGUUUCUUGUCAAUGGAAAAUGAUAAUAAAUCCUCAGUGAUGGCAGUCUAUGAAUGUUAAUAAUAUUUAUUAUUUGUUUUUUUUAUUUAGAGAAUUUCAUCUACCGACGUUAAAAAUAUGACUACAGGCUAGAAAAAUUAGUAAUCAAUCAUAGAAUGUAGCAUUGAAGUGAGUACGAGGGAUAAACCCGCGGAUCUGACUCGAAGUCCUGUGAAUUAAGCCCCAAAAAUUAUUGCCAUUUUUCCCCGAGCAAGUGAGGAUACACAUAUGCAACUCGAGCAGAAUUUAAAGUUUUCUUCUUUUUUUUUGACAUGUACUUUGUUUAUUUAACUUUUUGUUUUUUAACUAUUUUUUAUUUUGUUUUACAAUGAGUUCGUGUAUUACUGACAAUGUUUUAUACACUCUAAUUAUGAACACGAAAAAAUACAAAAGAAAACUAAAGAAAGCGAAACCAAACAUAUAUACAGCACACACACAACAGUACUUAGUAAUACACAGACCCCAGUACAUGUUUCCUUUAUUUACAUGAAAAAUUAGUUAAGGCAGAAAUGCGGCGAAAGAAUCGAAUGCUAAUCUAUUUAAAUGUGGGGCUUUAAGUCCUCCAUCUUCGAUGUCACUACUAAGUGCAAAGCGUUUAACUUUGUCCUUCCCUUUCCACAUUAAAUCAAAGAUAAUUUUGUUUGCCUCUUUCACAAAUUCUUUAUCCAAUGAAUGCGAUAUGUUUAGUUUAGUUGAAUAAAAUAUAAGAAGACAGGGAUGAUAAAGGUUUUGACAAUUUGAAUUCUCCCUGUGAUUGUCAGAUCCCUCUACCUCCAGAUUCAUAGCUUUUUAAGUUGAAAGGAGCUUAUUAAUUCAUUAUUAAUUUUUAUUUUAGAGCUGGCACCGGAGGGCUUGUUGGUGUUUAAGCUGCAGUGAAGAUCUCACUAACAUGUUUCGGCCCUUAUAAACCCUAACCUUACAGAAGACCGUAAACGAUGAUGUAUUCACUCCACGACAUCACAACUGUUUGCCCAAAACUAGAGCCUGUUGAUUCUGACGAAGGCGAAUGCAAUGAAGUCAGGAAUCUCAACCAGCGUCAGGAGAGAGAAGUUGGCGCCUUUGCCGAACGGUUUGCUAUAAACAACAACACUAUUCAUGUAAAGGAGAGUGAAUACAACAGCACUGCAAAAGGCGACAAGAGUUUGCCCGUGAGAACAACAACCAACGGCUUGGCACCUUACGACAACGUAUCAACCACCCAAUCAAGCAACAUGUUUCCUGAGCAGUUGACCGUUACUAACACUACUGCAAGCCAUACGGCUGUUUCCAUGGAUACAUCUACACCGGAAAUAAAGAUAGGAAACGCGUUCACCGUGGUUCCAAUUUAUGAGAUCAAUGGACAUGAAGGGCAGUAUUAUCCUGUGAGUGCCGCAGAAAGUGUUCCCGAUACUCAAAAGAGUACCCAGCAGAUUUACAGUAGCAACAACAUUGAUUCCCAUAAAGGAACAUUUCUUCAACAAAAUGGUGCAGCCGAGGGAUUGUCGUCGUAUCCAUCGAGUAUUUACGGUACAGUGCCAUAUGACUAUAUGGCCUCCAAUUCAGGGCUUUCACCAUACCAAGGAUUAGCUUCAUACAGUGGUACUCACAGAGCCUUGACACCUUAUGAGAUGGGACUCCAGGCAAAGCCUUGCUGUCAAUGUUCCUGUCACCUGCAAGUAUCAGCUUCAUCCGCUCAUCUGCCAGUAUAUGACCUGCAAAGCCAGCGGCCAUCAGUCAUCAUGGUACCUUCCAAAGUGCCUGGCAACUUGGAUGGCGGGAUCUGGGGUUCAAACGCAAAGGUAAAUUCAAACAAGUUAAUUUAUUUGUAUGGUAAUCUUUCUCAUCCUUUCUUCACUGCCCCUCUCUCGCGCUUCUCAUUUCGCGAGCCUUUCGCGCAUGACUUCUCGCGAUAUCUCCCAGAAUAGAAAGCUAGCCCGGUGCAGGCUACACAGAUCACAGAGAGUUAAGUACAGCGUGAUCUGAGUUUGUUGUCACAAAGCAGAGCAGAGGUUACGAGAAUUUGACAAUAAAUCGCCGACUCCUUAAGGGCGGGAGUGGGUAGGGACUGCAGACAAGCCGGGCGAAUGGCUAACAAAUCGUGACUAGCAAGUGCUAACAAAGAGAUAAGAUCAUUACAUGAAAGAAGAUUAUCGCAGUUCAAGACCCAACUUUUGCAGUUGCGGAAGGAAAGGCUGAAAUUUUUUUGAGGCUUUGUUUUUCGCCCUUGGAAGAGCUGCGUCUUUAACUGCGAUGAUCUUCUUUCAUUUAAUUCCUCACCCCAGCAGUUCCUAUGUAUGAUUUUUCAUAUUUAUCAUUUUAAUGGUAUCAUUGUCUCUACUGACCAUCAUCGCGAUAGUGAUGUUGUAGGCAAAGGGUUUUCACUCACGUAUUCAGUGGCUAUAAUUGCAGUUUCUUAAAAGAAAACAAUGAAUCUUAUUUUACCCAAAUCAAAAAAAAAGAUCAACUCCUACGGAAAUGGUUGAGACCUUUUAACCCUAAACUGGCCAAAAUCUAAAUUCAACAAAACAAAUUUCCAAAUUCAUUAUGUAAGAUGCUGAAAAACUAAAAGCACCAUGUAGAAGCGCUGCCAAACGGGUUUCGUUUGAAUGGUAACAUCAAAGGAUUUCAUCCACAGACUCAAAAGUUAGAACUACAUACGAAGUAAAUACUACCAUGUGAAAGUACUGCUGAAGAGGUUCCAUUUGAAUGGUAACACCAUGGGAUUUCAUCCACAGACUCAAAAGUUAGAACUACAUACUAAAUAAAUACUACCAUGUGAAAGUACUGCUGAAGAGGUUUCAUUUGAAUGGUAACACCAUAGGAUUUCAUCCACAGACUCAAAAGUUAGAACUACAUACUAAAUAUAUAGUACCCAUGAUGUGAAAGUACUGCUGAAGAAGUUUCAUUUGAUUGGUCACACCACAGGUUCUGAUCCACAGACUCAAAAGUUAGAACUACAUAUUCAAUAAAUGGUACCAUGUGAAAGUACUGCUUAAGAGGUUUCAUUUGAAUGGUAACACCAUAGGAUUUCAUCCACAGACUCAAAAGUUAGAACUACAUACCAAAUAAAUAUUACCAUCUGAAAGUAUUGCUGAAGAGGUUUUAUUUGAAUGGUCAGACCAUAGGAUUUCGCUCACAGACUCAGAACCACUUUACAGGUUACCAACAUUCACUCUGAAAGUGAAAGGUUAAAAAUCAACCGAAAUAUCGCCGCCGUUAUAUCUGUUUUGGAUACAUCAAUAUGGCCGACGUGAUUUGAUGACAUGCAAAAGCGCUCAAUACAAAUUUGAUACAAUUUUUGGGUAUCCUGCCUAAUUUUUUCACCUCUCUAAUUAUGCCACGAAGUGUAAUCCGGAUAGCGGAAUCCGGAAUCCUAGACUUUAAUGUCCGGAAUGCAGGUCAAAGAAUCCGUAGUCCAAGACUUUCUUGGAUUACCUUUUAUGGGGCGAAAAUUAGGAAAUUUUUCCCAGGAUGUUUAAAUAUCCUCUGUAGUAAUGGUCAAAAUUCCGUAAACUCCUGUGAUAAUCUUUUACCAAAACGAUGCCUGUUACAGAGGUCUGCCUUCAGUUUUGAUUCGUAAUUGGUUUAAUUUUUACAAAACUAGUAACCGGUUUGAUAUUCUUUGAAGGUUGAUUCAGAUUCAUCCGACGAUGACGAAGAAGGAAAUGAAGAAAAGUACUUUCGUGUGAAUAUCGAUGGCACAACAGCAAGGUUCAAAUUAACCCGAGAAGACUGGGAAAGGAUUCCAAUUAAUACUUUCCCAAGCGGUGGCCGACUGUUGAGUGGCGACUGGACAAGAAUCUUCCUUGAAAAAGUUAAAGAAAGCAAUCCAUGGUGCAGUUUACGCUUCAAAAAUAAUCACGUGAGAUCAGAAAACUCGCGCAAAAUCCACUCAGCGGUUUUCUUCAGAGGAGGUGCAGAAUGCAAGCGACCAGAGUGCAAUGUGAAAGUGCGAUUUGUCAUCCAGAAAGAGAGAGGAAAAUAUGUGGAUGUGUCGUAUGUUGGCAACGUGUGUCACAGCAGCCAACUUGGUGGAGGUAGCGUCGCAAGUGACAAGAAGAGAAAGCAAGUCCGAAGAACGCGUAUACCAUCCAACCUCCCUGGGUGACUAGCUCGACGUUUGUAAAAACCUUUCAUUUAUUGUUUUGCCUAGGAACAUUAUAAUUUUUACCCGUGUGUUAAGUGUAGAAUACCAAGAAUUUUAUGUAGCCUUGAUUUACGACUGAGACACGGUGGGUAGUUUCGGUGGAGAGGGAAAGGAUUGUAAUCAGGUGUUAACUUAUUUCUUUACAACAAUGCCGGCUUCUCCAAAAACAAAUUAUUUAAACUGGAUGACACGGACACAAAACCAGCCUUUUUAAAUUAUGAUCUUUUUUAUCAACCUGGUCUUGCUAUUUAAACUCUCAGUUUGUUUAUAAUAAUCUAAUACAAAAAACACUCAUUCAUUCUACACUGACAAAAAUGGAACAGAAAAAUUUAGCAGUUUUAUAUCGAAGAGACGCAUUUUUAAAGUUAAACAUUUGAACAAGAAACUUCGAGGAACUUGAGAGAAAGAGGCACUUAAGGGUAUGGUAAAUUUAUAAUGAAAAUGAAAUCGUUUAUUAAAGACUUAUUUACACGGAAUAACCUUUUUGUUGCAGGCGAUGCCCUUAGGGUAGGUUUUAUCUGCUCCCAGACGCUCUGUUCAAAGUACUUCCGAUCGUUUUUUUCCUGUUUUUCUGAGUUGUUAGCAACUGAUAAUAUUUUAAGAAUAUAACAACGGAACUUUUAAAAGACCCCCCGAUAUCAAUUUAACAUAAUUAGUGGAUCGACCAUAUCAAAUCAUUCAGUAUGGGCGGUGCUUAUAAAUAUUUUGCGUCUAAAUGCGGUGCUUAUUAGGGAGUGCCACUCUUACUCGGUAUUCGCAUCUUUUAUCGCAAACUCAUCGCUUGCAACAAGGUUGUACUUUGUGUAAACCAACCUUGGACUAACACCAACGCGUUUUCUUUUGAAAGCGCAAAAUAAUAAUGGUAAUUUUAUAUAUUUCUUGAUCUGAUGUCUCAACAUUCUCACAACAGUUACCCAAUAUUGUGAUCGUUUGGCAUCCCCUCUCUAUAUUGUUGUGGCACGCACGUUGAUGACGAAGAAAGCAAACUCCUCGCAAUAUCAAGCAGUCUGGCAAAGUCCCCCAAACAGUGUUGUACAUUGUCCCUGAAAAGCCCUGAGGGGAGUGGAUAAUAAGAUAUUUACGAUUUACAAUCUACAAUUUACAUUAUUGCAAUAUUGUGACAACAUUUCUUUCAUUCUGGAAGCCGUAUGAGCCACUUUCUUAUGCUCUCUCGUUCUUUUGCUCAAUGUAUCUACUUUUCCUUUCAACUCGUUCAAGAGCCUGCGAUCUCUUUUGUCAGCCCCAAGGAGUGCUGGAUUAGGGUAUCGCGGGCUCUGGGGAAGUGACUGCUUUUUCUUUGAUAAUAAUGAACUUGAGAGGAUUUUGUGAUCGUUUGAUGCACAGUCUUCAAUAUGACUCAACGAACUCUCAAAAAUGUUGUGAGAAUGUUGAUACUGUUUAGCACGGCUAAGAGCUGCACUUGUCACAGUGUAUUUGGAAGUUUUUUUGACGGAAGCAUUUCAUAUUGCUCAAUAUCCAUUUCAUAUAAACUGAAACUUUUGUACUCGCUCCUAGCUCCAUUUUGCGAUGCCACCGACGGUUUGCCCGCGAAAUGACGUCUGAGAAGUUUCACAAGCGGCACGACCAAUCAGAAGCACUACCCAGAUAUGGGUAGUGACACGUCAUCAGUAUGGAAUUUCUGCGCUGGUUUCUCAGACGUCAUUUCGCGGGGAAACCGUCAGUGGUGUCGCGAAAUGUUGUCUGUUUUCUCAGGCUAACUCGCCCCGGAUUUCCGAAAGAUGCAGGAAACUUAUACCUAGUGAAAGAAGAUAUUAUCUAAUUUAUUCCUGACAUUUACUCGUAUUUUUAAAACAAAAUAGUAUUACAUAUUUGAAUUACAAACUUGAAAUAUAAACACCUGAUUUGAGAUUGUGAACUUUGCAUAUCUCAGUGAGGAUUUUGCAUACUCUGCAGAAUACAUCUAUAUAUUUUUCUAUAUGCGUAUUUUAGAAAGUUUCGCUUAGUUUAAUGUUAUAAACUUGAACUUAUUGCGUGGACAAGUUUUGUAGUUAAUUAGUUUGAGAAUAAUUCGAAUUCAUUAAAUGUAAUUCCGUAUUGCUUGGAAGUGCUCUUCAUAUAGUAAAUAGAAUUUAUUUAGCGAAAUAAAGAAGCCUUGACUGUGCUCUGUUCUGUUGUAAAGCACGCAAUGCGUAGGAAGCGGGUAGAGCGAAAGAAGUGUAGGGGGAAGCACAAGACGUAGUUGUGUUUCUCCUUACUUCGUGAGUGCUUUACAGCAACAACAACAAACAAAAACAAGCUUUA